AUAGCUAGAGAAUGUGUUUGGUUUGGAAGCUCUAGAGCCAGCCGCCAUUCAUUUCCAUGGCAACUCCCCCUGUCAAAGUGGUAAAACCUGGAGGGUACGAAAAAAAGAGGGAGGGGAAAAAAAGAUAGAGCGAGAAAAAGAGAGAAAAGGGACCCAGGUGGUUAGUCACUAGCUCUGGACGUUAUCAGGAGUUUUCAGCCUAACAGGAAGUACUAUAGUGUGGGCCCUAGAACUUCAGAGAAAAGGAAUGGCAUGGAGCUUUACCACUGGAGAGCUGAAUGAUUAUUGGUCAAAUGACGUCUUAUUUCCAGGUUGUUUUAGCAGUGUAUUGUUGUGGUUCAGCACACAGUGAUAUUUGUUUGUGUUGUUGACAUGUAGGCUAGUCCUAACUAAAAGGAGUGCGGGACUGAGCUGUGAAAACAGUAGCAACUGUGACCUCAUGACAAUUGACAACAGAGCAGUGAAAUAUGAGUGGGGGUUACGACGUGGACCUGUUUGUGGACAGUCCAGACUAUGACCUGCUCUGCACCAUCUGUAGAUCUGUCCUGAGGUGUCCUGUCAGAGUGGCCUGUAACCAUGUCUUCUGCAAGACCUGCAUCCUACAGUGGCUCAGGAGACAGGAGACAUGUCCCUGCUGUAGGAACACUAUCAGUCCCAGCUUUAUGUUUGUCAUGUACAAAUUGAGUAAAACUAUCAGCCGCCUCAGGAUUAAGUGUAACAACGAGGGAUGCUCGGCCACUUUCCCUCUGUCUGAGGAGUUCCUCCAUAGUUCCUCCUGCCAGUUCCAGAGGGUCCCAUGCCCCCACCAGGGCUGUGGUUCCUUGGUGCCCCGCUCAACCCUGGAGGUCCACUCACAGCAUUGCCAGCACUGGAGCCAGCUCUGCCCCAUGGGCUGUGGUACUCUGCUCACACAGUCCACCCAGCCCCAGCACAACUGCUUCAGGCAGCUGAGGCAGCAGGUGGAGGCCCAGAGGCAGAGCCACAGAGCCAUCGCUAGCGCCCUCCAGAGGAAGAUUGGGAGAAUGCAGGCCGCCAUGACACACGUCAGGAGGCAGGUGGCGCUCAUCUGUGAGAGCCUAGAGGUCAUGGGAGAGGAAGAAGGAGAGGGAGAGGGAGAUGAAUACGUAGAGGGUGAGGGGGAAGGAGAAGGGGAGGGGGAGGUGUAUGAGGGAUAUGGAGAGGGGGAGACUACAGGGGAGACUACAGGGGAGAGUAACACGAGCAGCAGUAGCAGCAGCUCCUGA
Molecule: messenger RNA, 1244 nt
Organism: Coregonus clupeaformis (lake whitefish)
Lineage: Eukaryota; Metazoa; Chordata; Actinopteri; Salmoniformes; Salmonidae
Product: RING finger protein 151-like
Exons: 5
Coding region: 468-1244 (258 amino acids)
Biological process (GO): tumor necrosis factor-mediated signaling pathway; protein K63-linked ubiquitination; regulation of canonical NF-kappaB signal transduction
Cellular component (GO): plasma membrane signaling receptor complex
Molecular function (GO): zinc ion binding
Source: RefSeq, a predicted model, not a curated record